Molecule: messenger RNA, 1420 nt
Organism: Lucilia sericata (common green bottle fly)
Lineage: Eukaryota; Metazoa; Arthropoda; Insecta; Diptera; Calliphoridae
Molecular function (GO): catalytic activity
Source: RefSeq, a predicted model, not a curated record
ACAACGCAGCCCUUCACCGUCCUCAACGUCAUCAACAUCGACGCAAUCGAGCACGGCUACACCUCCUCCCCAACAGCAUCUAACACAACAGCAACACAGGCCACUACAACACCCACAGCCACAACAACAAAUACACUCGCAGCCACUAACACCUCAAAUUGCUGCCCAUAGACCUGAAGUGUUGACAUUAAUGCAGUUUAAUUGUAACGGCCUCCUUAGUAAGAUCACAGAGGUAACUCACUUUAUGCAGCAUCAUAAAGUCCAGAUCGCAGCGAUCCAAGAAACCAAAUUAACGUCCAGCUGCCAAUUACAGCGUUGUAAUAAUUACAACAUCUUGCGAAUGGAUCGCGCAAGGAGCGGUGGUGGAGGCAUCGCAUUCAUCGUACACAACUCUGUGCAGUACAGACUCAUUUCGCCUGACCUUAAUAGCCCAGAUCCAAACAUCGAACACCAGGGGAUUGCGGUUAAGUCAGGUGCUGCCGAAAUUGAGCUGUACAACGUGUACAUUCCGCCAGUCAACAGCUUACCUGCAGGUUAUCACCCUGACAUCAAAUUCCUCCUGGAAGGUGAUAACCGUGUCGUGAUGGGAGACUUCAAUGCUCAUCACGAGCUCUGGCACUCGAAUCUCGGGGAUGACCAGAGGGGUAUAGCAUUUGCGGAACAGAUAGACAACUCCACGUUUUGCACAGUGAAUGACGAUGCCCCCACCAGAAUUAUGGGUAGUUGCACGAGCUCGCCAGAUAUAACAAUUUGUAGUGCUGGUCUCUUAAACUAUACGUCCUGGCAACCUAUAGUUUCGCUGUCAUCAGACCAUCUACCCAUAAUAAUAAAGCUUGACAAACCGACGGACUUUAUAGUCUCUGAACGCCGGACUUAUAAAAAUCAAAAAAAGGCAGACUGGAUAAGCUUCAGAGAGUUUACCAACCGCAAGUUUAGGAAUUUACCCCCCCCUUCUGACGUGCGCUCCGCAGAAAGGGAGUUCCGGGAAAUCGUCCUUGCUGCCGCUGCUCGUACAAUACCUGCUGGUAGAAUCCCGCUUAUAAGACCAAAUUUCCCAGCAACAGCAGCGGAACUAGCAGAUGAGCGAGACGAAAUCCGAAGAACCAACCCCAGCGAUCCCAGAAUUCAACAGCUCAACCGGGAGAUCAGCAAGUUGGUUAACGACUACAAGCGGGAAAAGUGGGUAAAUCACCUAAAAACCUGUAACCUAACCUCCGGAGCCAGCAAACUAUGGUCUACUGUCAGAUCUCUGUCGAAUCCAGCCAAACAUGAGGAUAGGGUCGCGAUAUCCUUCAAUGGAAAUACCGUAUCCGACCCUAAGCGCUGCUCGAACUACUUUGCACGUCAAUUUAUAGAGCACCCCGACAGACACAAGGCGAAAAGAAGCAUCCGAGGUUACGAAGGUCAUCAGAGAUGCUAA